Messenger RNA from Sclerotinia trifoliorum, 1678 nucleotides. NCBI's taxonomy places the organism in Eukaryota, Fungi, Ascomycota, Leotiomycetes, Helotiales, Sclerotiniaceae. The record is from the annotation of a GenBank genome assembly.
CCGUUCGUAAGCUUGACUUGUAGGAAAGAUUUCUAUCUUACGGUGCUUUCUUGAAGAGACGACUCUUCCUUUCUGAUGUUAUCAAUGUGAGUUCAUCAACGAAGAAAAUACAGUAUAUUUACAUAGGGCUUACAUUACUUGAUCGCUGGCGAUUGAUUCAUAUAAUUACGCAAACUCGGAUCAAAGUAUAUAUCUAUCCAGUCUAUUCAUCAAUUUAUAAUAUCAAUCACCGUCUUACGAUAAUCCUACGCCCUAUCCUCUUCUCCAUCAGCAAUAUCCUAUAUCUUCAUCAUGGCAUGCGGAUGGCUUUCCUCACCGAUUAUGAAACGCAAAUGGAAAUAUCCUAGAGUUAUCAUUUGGCUCAAUGUAAUCGAACUUGCGGGUACAAUCGCAGCACUCAUCAUGUUCGGUAUCGCGGAUCCGGAUUUGUAUCGAACGAGUUUGUGGCAAAUUGGUUAUGAUAAUGGAUUUAAUAGUAGUCCGGCUGAGAUUCUAUAUGCUUAUGCGAAUUAUCGUCCAAUACCAAAGAUUGCUUUUGUUUGGAGUCAGACGUAAGUUUGAUUCCUCGGUCGUACGGGAUGAUAUGCGAUGGAUGAGAGGAGUAUGAGAUGAAAAUCAAGCUAACUGAAUAAUUUCUAUUUUAUAGAUUGCAAAAUUUCAAUGUCGGAAUUUCCGUUCUUUCUAUGUUCAUCCAACUUUGCAAAGUCGUCAUGUUUAUUAUGCAUGUUUGGUGGCCUCUUCUCUCGACUGUUAUCAAUGGACUUCUUACUGUCUGUUGGAUUGUCAGUAUAUACGGACAAGCCGGGCCAGAUCAUACUGAUCCAAAACAUCCAAGUAAUGUAGCUUGGUAUGUUGCAAAGAGUUGUUCAUAUGCCAGACCGUCUGGGAAUGAGCAUUAUUGUCAGAUGGCUAAAGGAACUUUUGCCGUUACAGUUUUUAUGAUGUAUGUCACUAUCCAUCAUCCCACACGUUCAAAAUUUAACAAAUAAUUAGGAUCAUCUACUUAGCCAAUACAAUCCUCGGUAUUGAUUCUCUCAUCCCUUCACGCUUGGAACGUUCAAUCAAUGCGCUCGAUCUAGAAGAUAACCUUGUAUCGACAAACAAAGCUGGAAAGAGAGUAAAGACAACAGAUUCCCCAGAACCAGAAACUCCGUGGGAAAUGCAGGAUAUGUCACAAAGUGCAGAUCUUUUGAAACAACCUUUUACACCCAGAACAAUGGCCUUUAAAUCUUUGGAUAGACAAUUACCAUUAAGGGCUACCUCGGCUCCGAGAUUUGCAUAAAUUUUCUGUUAUGGGUUUGGAAGGGAGUUGAAGAUAUCGUUAUUUUAUGAUUAUGAUUUAUCGUGAAAAUUUGUUUCUACAGAAGGAUUUCGGAUGAUUAUCAAUAUCAAUGACGCGGACAAAACUAUAUUUUCAGGAUGAAUUCUUUUUUCUUUCUAUUUUUAUGAAUCAGGAUGGUUAGGGAAUUGGAUCAGUGGAAAGGGAAAAUAUUCACAGGAAUGGCUGCGGAAUAGUACAACUAGUACUCAUUCACUCAUUCAUCAUUUAAGAUACCAAGGGAACGAAUGAAUGAAAAUGAAAAAGGUUUUCUUGUAAGGAUAAUGGAUAAUGUAAGAUGUUUGUUUUAUUUUAAUGUUCUCUAUAUGAAAAUAAAUGAUAUCUUGGGUUCGGGGGUGG